AUGGGAAAGGUACACCUGCUCAACAGCACCAAAGAGAAGACCACCGAAUAUAGCCUAGUACGGGUCAAAAGUGCAUGGACUUGUAAAGAAAAGCACAGCCAAGUGGGAUCAGCUGCCUGUGUGUCUCCAGCCAAGAUUUAUGAAAUCCUCUCAGAAAAGAGCACCAGUUGGACUGUGGUGACCCCCAUUAUCUUCAGCUACAAGGUUACAGAGACACAUGGCCUCCUGGACCCCUGCAACAGCACCCUUCUAACAGGCCACACCCACGAGCCGCAGACAGCCGACACCUUAAGAAUACCCGCCAAGCCAAUCAAGCGUUUCGUGGUGGUCGACCAGGAAGUGUACCGCAUCUACGGCACCCAGAUCACUAACUAUUUCGAGGUUAACAAUGUGACUUGUAAGAUUUUAGCUCUGCCAACCACCGAGGAGAACAAGUCAAUGGAGAUGGCACUGAAGAUCCUCGAAGAACUAAAUAGUUUCUCAAUAGACAGGAGAACAGAGCCGGUGAUCGCGAUAGGAGGAGGGGUGUGCUUAGAUAUUGUGGGCCUGGCUGCCUCUCUGUACCGCAGACGUACCCCUUACAUCAGAGUGCCCACCACACUCCUCUCUUACAUUGAUGCCAGUGUGGGGGCCAAGACUGGGGUCAAUUUUGCUAACUGCAAGAACAAGCUUGGCACCUACAUCCCACCAGUCGCAACCUACCUAGACCUGUCCUUCAUAAAGACCAUCCCGCGCAGGCAUAUCUCCAAUGGGCUGGCCGAAAUGUUAAAGAUGGCCUUGAUGAAGCGCAAGGAGCUGUUUGAACUACUGGAGAAACAUGGGCAACAUCUCCUGGAUUCAAAAUUUCAGUCAGACAGCAAUGUUUUCGGUGCAAGCGGCCAGAGUGCAUCACGCUCCACGCGCCUGGCCAUCGUCACCAUGCUGGAGGAGCUGGCCCCCAACCUGUGGGAGGACGACCUCAACAGACUGGUGGACUUUGGUCACCUCAUCAGUCCAGCACUUGAAAUGAAGGUGCUCCCAUCCUUACUGCACGGAGAGGCGGUGAACAUUGACAUGGCUUACAUGGUGUACGUUUCCCGGGAGAGAGGGCUGCUGACCGAGGAGGAGAAGAACAGGAUCAUCAGCUGCAUGGUGUGUCUGGAGCUGCCUGUGUGGCACCAGGUCUGUACCAUGGAGCUGAUCCAGAGCUCACUGCAGGACCGCCUCAAGCACUCGGGUGGGCUGGUGAGGAUGCCCCUGCCUGUUGGACUAGGACAAGCAGAGAUCUUUAACAACACAUCUUAUGAAGUCUUGACCAGUGCUUAUGAAAAAUGGUGCAGUGAACAUUCCUGCUGA
Molecule: messenger RNA, 1335 nt
Organism: Boleophthalmus pectinirostris (great blue-spotted mudskipper)
Lineage: Eukaryota; Metazoa; Chordata; Actinopteri; Gobiiformes; Gobiidae
Gene: eevs
Product: 2-epi-5-epi-valiolone synthase
Exons: 5
Coding region: 1-1335 (444 amino acids)
Biological process (GO): antibiotic biosynthetic process
Molecular function (GO): 3-dehydroquinate synthase activity
Source: RefSeq, a predicted model, not a curated record